CAACCCAAACAGUAGUAUUAAUGUUAGCGUUGUCUGUCUAGCAACCUACUGGGUGGUACAGUAGAACUCGGUAAAUCACUUUUCGUGACAUUAGGCAUCGGCUUGCUGAGAAUGCCAACGCUCCGAACAACCUGGGCUGUACUCUGCACUUUAGCCUUUUUGUGCAUUCCUAAUCAUGUGGAUGCGAAUGAUGCAACUAGUUCCUUCGAACAAGUCAAGGCAGCAGCCGUCGGACGCCGGCAGCUCCAAGCUUCCAGCAGCACAUCUGCGUCUCAAUGCGCCUGGGCUGACAACGAAUGCAAAAUUAGUGCUGAUUUCGUCACAAGUAUUAAUGGGACGCCCACAACGGAAAGCCAGAAGUUGUUAGCUCGCAUAAGCGCUAUGGGAAAUGUUUGCGCCAGCUAUACCAAUAGUUCAACCUGCACCGCUCGCCUCACCGACUCCUGCUCCUGGUCAUAUUCAACGUGUUCGCUGAGCAAUGCGUUUAUUCCAACAGAGUGGCUCUACAAUCGGAUAAUCUGUCCCGGCUCGUUGGUGGACAAGGUCGUCACAUGCUUUCGCCUGACUAACCAAAGCGCCUGCACCGCCAACAACAACUGUGCGUGGGCGGCGACAGGACUGCUGUCGAACGUCUCCGGUGGCAUCAAUUUCCUUUCCUUUGUAACGGGACCCAUACAACAGUGGUUUGGAGCUGCCACCUCUGACUGCACACCCACAUGGUUGUCGGACACUAACGUCAUUUCAAACCUUAUUUCCAAGAUCACAGACGCCAUAAGCAAGAUGGGCGCGAAUGUGGACCUGGGUUCUAUGCUGCAAGCCAUCUUCAGCGACUUCAUCGGCACCUGUUCCGGAGUGACGGCGUUUAAGGAUCUGCUCAGUUCUUGCCCGUCCAUGACCACCCAGAGCACUUGCGCGAGUAAACCUGGCUGUGCGUAUUCGUCCGGCGUCUGUAUGAUCGCCGAGGACUUCAUCAUGGCGCUUUUACUUGACCCCAAAGACAGUUGGGUCGUGUCCGUAAACAACGCCGCUGAUCAGUGCCUGGGUCUGAACGCCACCACCUGCGAGAGCUUCGCCAACAUCACCAUUGACACCGCGCGCUACACCGAUUUCGUCCAGCUUCAGCCCAGCUUUUCCACCACCGGCGGAUCUGCGUAUCGUAACAUGCCCGCUGCUGCGGUAUUGUCCCUUGGCCUGGUCCUCAGUCUGCUACAUCAUUUCCUGUUUGGCAGGCUGUUUUAAGCGACACUGCAUUUGCUUGGGACCCCUCCCUGGGGUUUCAUGAUCUUGCUAGAUGGAGGGAAGAUGCGUGGUAACGCAGCAGCCGUUACGAACGUUCCCGCUAUCCUUCAUUGACCUAAAUCGCUUACUUGUAGGGGUACACUCGGUGCACUCGGAUGCACUUGAAAUCCACCAGAAUGGCAUCGAUACAGUUCUAUUUGUGCGCGUCAGCGUGGUUGGAAGAUACCCAGCAGCGUAUUAGCCGGCUGGUGCGAUGCUGGCUGUUGUGUCGUACUAUGUACCAUAUCGCUCCGC
This is a messenger RNA of Volvox carteri f. nagariensis, 1533 nucleotides long. RefSeq lists its product as uncharacterized. The transcript has 6 exons. The record is from RefSeq and is a predicted model, not a curated record. Lineage: Eukaryota; Viridiplantae; Chlorophyta; Chlorophyceae; Chlamydomonadales; Volvocaceae. The coding region runs from base 112 to 1239 and encodes 375 amino acids.